Molecule: messenger RNA, 2016 nt
Organism: Maudiozyma barnettii
Lineage: Eukaryota; Fungi; Ascomycota; Saccharomycetes; Saccharomycetales; Saccharomycetaceae
Gene: MNE1
Product: Mne1p
Exons: 1
Coding region: 1-2016 (671 amino acids)
Biological process (GO): Group I intron splicing
Cellular component (GO): ribonucleoprotein complex
Source: RefSeq, a predicted model, not a curated record
AUGAAUAGAAUUAUAAAGCGAUAUAUAACAGGUAACUUAGAAAAGACCUUAUAUGAUGCAUUUGUGGCGGAUACUAGGUCAUUAAAUAAGUCAUCUAAAUUAUAUAGCCCUCAAGAUAUAUUUAAUGGCAAACGCGAAGGUGCACAUAACCCAAAGAUUCACCAAAAGAAUCGUACAAUUACAGAUAAAUGGUUACAAGAUGCUUUGAAUACAAAAGUAGAAACCAAGCUACCUAAAAUUAUAUCAUUACAAUUACCACUUAUAUUAAAAACAUUACAAAGAUUGAGAGCCACGAAUAAUACACAUUUCUAUUUUAAAUUAAUGAAGAAAUUAAAUUCGACCAAGAUCCAUUGGGUAACAACGAGCCAUGCUACAUCUGUUAAUGAAUUCGAAGAUAUCGUACCGCCUGAAUUUUACCACGAAUUAUCGAAUAUGCUCUAUAAACUUAGUUUAAGAAUGAAAUCUUUUAAGAAUGAAGAUGAAAUUGAUGCACUAUCUAAGUUUACAUUAAAAUUAAUUUCUCAAUAUUUGGAAUUAUUGGAAAAAACAAAAUCAAAAACAAAGUGUAAUAGUAGUUUUUGGAGAAAUGUUAUAUCUGUUGUGUUGAAAUCUAAAUCUUUGGUAUACAAGGAGCAGGUAUUGACAUUGAUUGAUAAAUUGAAUGUAGUGUCCGGAGAUGCCAAUCUGUGCGAAAUAUUGAAGGAUUAUACUAAUUUGCAUUUUUAUUUAGAAACGGACCAGUUAUUAAAAUUAGAACAUUAUAUCCAAAGUUGUUUGACUCUAAAUAAACCAGGCAAAUCAAAAAAAACUGAGGAGAUACAAUUAAAGCUGUUUUGUCCAUUACUAGUUCGAACGUUACAAAAGUAUAUUAUGUGCGGGAUGGUGGACUCGUAUGAUCAUUUGGCAAAAUUGAUGGUUUUGGACUACCCUAGCAUCUUAGAUGAGCAUGAUAUUGCGACAAUCGAUAAUUUAUGUGAGAGUAAUGCACUUACUACGCUUUCUACUUACUUGGGAUUAUCUUCUCUAGCUAAUGAAGAUAUAGCUUUCAAUAACUUAAGAGCGUCCCUUUUAAAACAGGAUAUAUCGUUCCUGGACAUAUUACAGAAGUUAAAGGAUAAUAACAUUGAUCCGUAUAGUACCAUGUAUGUAGGAAAAUUGGAUUUUGCAAUAUUUAAAGUCGAAGGUAACAAAUGGCCAAACCUUAAAUAUUGGAAGCAGGAAUUUCCACGCAUAUUAAAUCAUUUCAAAGAAAAUAAAAUGCCUCUUCCAGUUCAAAUAUUCUUUGUAAACACUUUGAUGAAGAAUUUGGUUGGUGAUAGAUAUGUUGGUUAUGUCAUUGAUGUACUACAAAUGCUUUACGUCGACUUUAAAUUUGAUCUCCCUCUUGGUGAUUGCCAGAAAGAUUGUGCAAUGACUACAACUGGGUAUCAUCCUUUAUUUAAAAUGGUGGAAUAUGGUACCAGCGCCAUCAUGUGCUCAUUUGAACUGUUUGAACAUAUGCUUAAACUCAAAAAAAGAGGGCAAUUUGAAUUCUUCCCAGAGGACUUUAGUUAUCUUUUGACUAUUGCUGGUCGCUUAAAUGAUAAUAUGUUAUUUAACUAUUACUUUAUGAAAUAUCUAGAACUAUAUGGACACCAAAGCUAUGAUGUGAAAACAAAAUUAUGGAGCCUCCCAGAUAGAUUAUUAUGGAUUACUGGAGAGAAUUUUAAAUUUGGGAUCAGUGAAGAAUCAUUGAAAACUAUUGAAAAUAUGUAUAUUGAAAAUGGUGGCAAACAACUGACUCGUGAUAGUGGGGAGAGAGUUUUUAAAUUGUUUUAUAAUAAAGAUGAUCAAACCACAGAUGAUGGUAAUAAAAAUCGUGCAGAUUCAUUUAAAUAUAAAUUACAAGAUGUUUUGCGUAAUAAAAAUUUAACUGAGGAGGGAUAUUCUGCACAAACAGAUUUCUACUACGCAGAUCUAUUAGUUAGCUUGUUAGAGUACAUGGAAACAGCCCAUAAUCCAACGUCAAGAGACUAG